Molecule: messenger RNA, 1339 nt
Organism: Linum trigynum
Lineage: Eukaryota; Viridiplantae; Streptophyta; Magnoliopsida; Malpighiales; Linaceae
Source: the annotation of a GenBank genome assembly
GAUGACAUUGACACUUACAUUACUCUCAGCGCGAAGAACGCCUAAGAAAAGCUGUCUAGUUGACUGAUAUGCUUAGGGUUGCUGUAGAAGUUAUGUCUAGUGAAGAGAGAAUUCAGGAUUACUCUUGUUGAACCUCUGAGAACACAAGAGUCCCAAAAAUGGGAAGCAGUUUCCUCUGUUAAAUGUCCACUCCACAGUUUGUUUGGGAACCAAUAUUUGAUUAGAUAAGUUACUACUCAGUCCAUCAUACUGGAUCCCUAACUAUCACUUGUUUCCCUCCUCCCUCGCAGACGCUGCUGCCACUUUCAUGCAGCAAUUCCGGCAGAUGGCUUCGAUGCCUCCGCAGGGAUACUCAGGACCCCGAUCUUCUGCUGCUCCUUCUUCUCGCCCUCUGCCACCGCCUGGGGUUCUAACCGGAGAUAGUCGGCAGACUGCUAGUGCUCUACCUUCUCCUUCCUCGACCACCACCUCUAGGGCACAAGCUGUUUUUCAUCACUCCACAUCACAACCUCUCUCGAGCUCUCAAUCCAGGCCACCUACUAUCAACUCCAUGUCAAUCCCUGCCACCACUGGCACCGCUACCAAUCAUCUCCAUAUCGAUAGCCAGAAUCGAGCGCCUGCUCCACACCUUCAAGCUCUUAGACCUACAGCAGCAUCUAUGGCGCCGCCAGUUACUACUAACAUCCCUCAUGGGAUGAUGCACCCGCCAAGUCAACGUGUCUCCACUGUCCUUCCCUCUCUGACUGUCCUGCCCCCGCAUCCGCAUCAGCCUGAAGCAGCAGCAAACCCUGUCCAGCAAAACAACGACGUGGUUUGUUUGUCCGACGAUGAUUGACCGUGUUAAACGCGACAUCAUGCAUUUUGCAUCCCAUAACUUAACAGUUGAAAGCGGAUGGGAGGAGGACUCCGAUUGUUUUAACAUGUGCAGGGAAUUCCUCAUCUGUAUAUCUUUCUUGUGAACAGUCCUGAUGUAAUAGCUAUUUUUGUCAUAGUUUGUGGUGUGGAAUGUUUAUAUAUUCUUCUGCUUCAGCUCCUUUCCAGUCACUCUCACACCACCACCUCGUUGUUGAGUAGGUUCGAAUCUCUGCUAUCAAUUCGUCGCAAGCUCGAGUUCAGAUCAUCUCUUCUUCGGUCGAUGGAUGUAAAUGCAAUCGUACCCUUGUGUGCGUGGAUCAAAUGUGCAGUGUUAUUGUUUCUUGUCAAAGUUGUACUAGCUAGAUUGACUGCCGUCUGAUUUUAACCUCGUCGUUAAGGUCGAUAUAUGUUUGAAUUUGUAAUUAUAUAUUUUUUGCCAUGCUACUGUGAGUUUAUCCUUUUAUUGCUCAUUUUGACUUUUGAG